AUCCGGCGCGCGCCACUUCGCGAUUUCUGUCGUCGUUUGAACCGCGCCGCGCGCUUUCCGAUAUGUCCAGGGCCCGUCGAACAUAACCUCACCGAAUUGUAACGCGCUCCGCGUGAUUACCGAGUGUUUGCCAACGCGGUACCAGCAUAGCCGCCCCCAACGAACACAUCUCUUUCAUUGUCCGUCACCACACCAUCAUCUACAACUGUCAACAUGACUACACCGGCGGGCACGCAGAAUGGCUCGCCGCGUAAGAAGUUGCGGACACAUGCCGACAACAAGGUGUCAGUGGUACUCGGCUCCCAAUGGGGCGACGAGGGCAAAGGCAAGGUCGUGGACAUGCUGGCCACUGCGGCCGACAUCGUGUGCAGGUUCCAGGGUGGUAACAAUGCCGGUCAUACAGUCGUCGUUGGCGGUGUCGAAUAUGAUUUCCACAUGCUACCAUGUAGUAUUAUCAAUAAGGACUGUCAAUCGUUGAUAGGUAAUGGAUUGGUUGUGCACGUACCUGGCCUCUUCGAAGAAAUCAAGAAGAACGAAGCAAAAGGCCUGACUGGCUGGGAGAGUCGGUUGCUGAUAAGCGACAAAGCGCACAUGGUCUUCGACUUCCAUCAGAUGGUCGACGGGCUGCAGGAGAGCGAAAAGGGGCAGGGCGAGAUCGGUACGACAAAACGGGGCAUUGGUCCGGCAUACACCUCCAAGGCGUCGCGCAUUGGCAUCCGGCUGGGCGAUCUUGUCGGCGACUUCGCUAUCUUUGAGCAAAAAUUCAAGUCACUGGUGGAAGUGCACAAAAAGUCUUACGAGUCGCUGGUAGUGAACGUGGAGGCGGAGUUGGAGCGGUACAGGAAGUACGCGGAUAUUCUGCGGCCCAUGGUAGUGGAGACGGUCUCCUUCUUGCAUAAUGCACUUAAGGCUGGAAAGAAGAUCAUGGUUGAGGGGGCUAAUGCUGCUAUGCUGGACAUAGAUUUUGGCACGUAUCCGUUUGUCACAUCGUCAAAUUGUAGUGUUGGUGGUGUCUGCACAGGGCUUGGUAUUCCACCGACGAAAAUCGGCGAAGUUAUCGGAGUUGUCAAGGCAUACACAACCAGAGUCGGCAAGGGACCUUUUCCUACCGAGCAAACAAAUGAAAUCGGUGAAUUGCUCUGCAAGCGGGGCAAAGAAUACGGUGUGACGACAGGCAGAACGCGCCGCUGCGGGUGGUUGGAUCUCCACUUUCUAAAAUAUACCAAUAUGAUCAACGGCUACACGGCACUAGCCAUUACCAAGUUGGACAUCCUCGAUACGUUACCGGAAUUGAAAAUCGCCGUCAAAUACAAGCUGAAUAACAAGACGCUGGACUACUGUCCGUCUAGUUCUUCGGAUUGGGCGAAUGUUGAAGUCGAAUACAUCAGCGUUCCCGGUUGGCAGACGUGCACGGAAAAUGUCCGCGAAUGGUCCGCACUGCCAGAAGCGGCAAGGCACUACAUAAUCCAAAUUCAAGAGAUUUUGGAAGUUCCUAUUAAAUGGAUUGGUGUGGGUAAAGGCAGAGAAUCGAUAAUUACGAUUCAAUGAUGCAACCGCACAGGGUUAGCCAUGCGAAGAAUUCUGUUCUUCGUUUUAUUUUUCUUAUAGUAUAAGUGUUUUCACUUUCGGUGCGGGCUGCGAAAUUUAAUAUUAGUAUUAACACCGACAGGUGGUCGUUUCUUUCUUUGUCUUUGACGGUUAUUUGUACAAUUAUGAAUAUUUGUUGUUGAACGCACAUCGACUUUCACUGCGAUUGCGACGUGAUCAAACGCACCCGUUUUUUAAUAUGUUGGUAAAAAAAUUUGCCGGUUUAGGAUUAAGCAUCAAAUCACCUGGAGGUCGUCUAAACAUCGACUAAACUUUCAUGAAUGAAGAAAAUAAUUGAUUAUUAUAUGCUAUUAAAUGUAUUAACAAUUAAACACAUUAAAUUGA
This is a messenger RNA of Dalotia coriaria, 1932 nucleotides long. RefSeq names its product adenylosuccinate synthetase (gene AdSS). NCBI's taxonomy places the organism in Eukaryota, Metazoa, Arthropoda, Insecta, Coleoptera, Staphylinidae. The coding region runs from base 214 to 1548 and encodes 444 amino acids. The record is from RefSeq and is a predicted model, not a curated record. Gene Ontology annotation, biological process: 'de novo' AMP biosynthetic process; IMP metabolic process. Gene Ontology annotation, molecular function: GTP binding; adenylosuccinate synthase activity. The transcript is spliced from 7 exons. Gene Ontology annotation, cellular component: cytoplasm.